GGCCGGGGCCGGGGCCGGGGCCGGGGCCGGAGCGGGGCCGGGGGUCCCAGCCAUGCUCAGCCGGUUGGGAGCGCUGCUGCAGCAGGCGGUGGACACGCGGGAACCCAGCGUGGACCUGCUGGAAGCCUUCACCGAGCACUGGACCGGCAUCACCGGCUACUACCUGGAGGCCACAGACGAGAGCGUCGCGGCGCGGCAGACGGACAUCCCGUGGCGCCUGCGGCAGAUGUUGGACAUCCUGGUGCACGAGGAGCGGCAGCGCCCGCCGGGGGACACGGGGCCGUGCCUCGAGUUCCUGCUGCAGCACAAACUCCUGGAAACUCUGGGAACGCUGGGAAAGGCAGAGUAUCCCCCCGGGAUGAGGCAGCAGGUCCUGCUCUUCUUCAGCCGCCUGCUGGGGCAGCUGCAGCACCCGCUCCUGCACUACCUCAACGUGCACCGGCCCGUGCAGAAGCUGCUCCAGCUCAGCGGGGACCGCCUGGGCUCUGGCACCGAGAGGGAGGAGGUGCAGUUCACCGCCGUGCUCUGCUCCAAGAUCCAGCAGGAUCCCAGCCUGCUGCCCUACAUCCUGCAGGGAAAGAGCAUCCUGAACGGGAGGAGAGCCCCGGAGAGCCCCAGGGCAGAGGGUUUGGAGCAUCCCCCGGGCACCACUGCCAGCUCCACGCCCAGGGCAGAGGGUUUGGAGCAUCCCUUGGGCACCUCUGCCAGCUCCACACCCAGGGCAGAGGGCUUGGAGCAUCCCUUGGGCACCUCUGCCAGCUCCACACCCAGGGCAGAGGGUUUGGAGCAUCCCCCGGGCACCUCUGCCAGCUCCACACCCAGGGCAGAGGGUUUGGAGCAUCCCCCGGGCACCUCUGCCAGCUCCACACCCAGGGCAGAACAUUUGGAGCAUCCCCCGGGCACCUCUGACAUUUCCACCCACAGGGCAGAGGGUUUGGAGCAUCCCUUGGGCACCGCUGCCAGCUCCAUGCCCAGGGCAGAGGGUUUGGAGCAUCCCUUGGGCACCGCUGCCAUUUCCACCCACAGGGCAGAGGGUUUGGGCACUGCUGCCAGCUCCAUGCCCAGGAUAGAGCAUUUGGAGCAUCCCUUGGGCACCGCUACCAGCUCCAUGCCCAGGACAGAGCAUUUGGAGCAUCCCCCGGGCACCGUUUCCAGCUGCCCUCCUGCCCAGCCCUCCCCAGCACGCAGGGACAGCAACCUCGUCACCUGCCUGGUGGCACUGUGCAGGAGCAAGAAGAGCCGGGUGGCGCUGAAGGCUCGGGAGAACGUGCUGCUGCUGGCGGGGCUGUCCCAGGAGGCGGCUGCCACCUGCCUGGCGCGGGGCACUGCCCUGUGCCAGCUGCUCGUGGGGCACCUCUGCCACCUCUACAGCGCCGUGCCCGCUGGCACCGACCCUGCUGAUGUCCUCGGCAUGGGCAGGGCCAGCUGGAGGUCGCAGGGGGACGGCGCUGGGGACGGGGGUUUCCCGGGCAAGGAGAGCCUGGCUGAGUUCCUGGGCUGGCUGGAUUUCCUGGAUGAGCUGGUGAUGGGCGCCCACCCGCUUGUGGCCGAUGCCAUCAGCCAGGCCGUGGAGGAGAAGUUCUUCCAGGGCAUCCUGCAGCCGCAGCUCCUGCAGAUGUCAGAGCUGGCCGUGCUGGGCGCCACAGCCGUGCUGACGGGCACAGUGAGGCAGCUCCGCUCUCCCCCCCUGCUCCACCGCCUGGUCCUCUUCCUGCUGGGGCCCCACCGGCUCCCCGAGACCCCCGGGGACGCCCCCCACCCCCUGCGGGCGCAGCUCAUCGAGCGCUGCGACCACCUGAGCGACGAGAUCAGCCUGGCCAGCCUGCGGCUCUUCGAGGAGCUGCUGAGGAAGCCCCACGAGCACGUGGCUCACAACCUGGUGCUGAGGAACCUGGAGGCCAGGGCGUACCUGCAGCGCAGCCCCGAGGAGCGCGGGCCCCCCGAGACGGACCCCGAGGAGGACGGGCUGGAGCUGGAGGAGGAUCCCUAUUUCACCGACGGAUUCCCAGACAGCUUUGGGGCGACGAAAAAUCCUUCCCCAGCAUCCACCCCGCCGGGGAAGGGGCGAGUGAGCGAGGUGGUCAGCAGCUUCCUGUGCCUGGUCCCCGAGGAGGCCAAGACCUCGUCGUGCCUGGAGGAGGGCGGAUACGACACCUACGUGCACGAUGCCCUGGCCAUGGUCCAGGCGUGCCGUGCCAGCGCUGCCCCAUGGGGGUGGCCCUCGUCCCCCCGGCCCCUGGACUCCUGUCACUCCUGUCACCCCGGGGUGGCUUUUUACGAGGGACACUUCCUCAAGGUGCUGUUUGACCGCAUGAGCCGCAUCCUGGAUCAGCCCUACAGCCUGAACCUGCAGGUGACCUCGGUGCUGUCCCAGCUGGCCGCCUUCCCCCACCCCCACCUGCACGAGUACCUGCUGGACCCCUACCUCAGCCUGGCCCCCGGCUGCCGCUCUCUCUUCUCCGUCCUCGUCAGGGUGAUCGGGGAGCUGAUGCAGCGCCUCCAGCGCGUGCCCCACGCCAGGGCCAAGCUGCUCCUGGUGCGCCGGCAGCUCCUGGGGCUGGUGCCAGGCGAGCAGAUGGAUCACACGGUGCUGCUCAAGGGCGUGGUGGUGCUGGAGGAGUUCUGCAAGGAGCUGGCUGCCAUCGCCCUGGUCAAGGGGCCACCCGAGGGGCCACCCUGAGCCCCUCCCCGGGCUCCCCCUCUUGGCCCUGCAGGAGCCGGGAACGGCCGUGGCUCCGCGGGAAGGACCUGGCAGGAGGAUGAGGAGGAUGAGUCCUUCGCCGUCACCUUGGGCAGCCCCGAGGUGUGGCCACGUCCCCGUGCUGGGUGCGGGGCGGUGGCUGCUGUGGCUCCUCCUGGGUGGUGGUUGCUGCUCCCCACAAGGCUCCAGCAGGGAAUUUUUAGGCAAUAAUGAACGGGGUGUGUGGGACAGAGCCCCCCCAACCCCGUACUCAGCUGCAAGGACUCGAUUGUGCCCUGCCCUGGCGCUGUGGCAGGGGGAGUGUGACAUGUGUGACAUGUCUGUGUGUGUGUGUGUGACACGCGUGUGUGCUCUGGUGGGGCACUGUGCCCCCAGACCCUGCAAAGCCCCUCCCCAGGGUGAUGGGACUCUGCUCCAAUAAA
Molecule: messenger RNA, 3123 nt
Organism: Camarhynchus parvulus
Lineage: Eukaryota; Metazoa; Chordata; Aves; Passeriformes; Thraupidae
Gene: FHIP2B
Product: family with sequence similarity 160 member B2
Exons: 18
Coding region: 53-2680 (875 amino acids)
Source: RefSeq, a predicted model, not a curated record